Puccinia graminis f. sp. tritici CRL 75-36-700-3 is the source of this 2610-nucleotide messenger RNA. RefSeq lists its product as uncharacterized. Gene Ontology annotation, molecular function: nucleic acid binding. Lineage: Eukaryota; Fungi; Basidiomycota; Pucciniomycetes; Pucciniales; Pucciniaceae. The record is from RefSeq and is a predicted model, not a curated record. The transcript is spliced from 6 exons. The coding region runs from base 1 to 2610 and encodes 869 amino acids.
AUGGCGGUUAAGAAAGUCUCAAAAGCUGGGAAGGAUUCAGACAGCGGUGACGAUGACAUGGAAGUUCUUAAUCGAGACACUGACGACGAAAAUGAAAUAGAAAUCCUUGAUGUUGCUCCUGCCGUUAAUAAAGAUCAGUCUCCAAUCCAGAAUGACGAACCUUGCAUGGACAACUUCGAGCCACCAAUUCACACCGGAAACAAUGGUCCUGAACUUUCUGACUUCCAAGAAGCUGAAAUCGAAUCUAGAAAUCAGGGCAACGAUUUAGUCAAUUACUAUGAUCUUUCAAUUGACGACGAAACAUCUGAUGAUGAUAGCGAUGAUUCAGAAGACGAGGACGAACCAUUUCAAGAUUUUUGGCCAAUCUUUGCGGGUGAUGUCACUGCCUCUGCUAUCCCUGAAUCUGUUAAGCACCGUCAGUUGAAGUCUGGACAGAAGGCAUAUCAACAACCGGUAGCAAACCCAAGCUCUUCUUCUCAAAAACUUGUCCCAGCUGCUAUUCCCAAACAGACUAAACACGACAGAAGAAAGCGACACAUCCAAGCUCUCGGAGAAAACAAUACAAUGAUGCAAAAUUAUCUUAUAAAAUCAAAGCCAAUCCAAUCACCAACACCCGACUUGGCCAUUGAUCCCAAUCUCGCAUCUGCCACAUUGACUGAUACUGCUACUGUUGAUCCAAAUCAAGUCAACCCUCAGGUUGCAUGUGAUUUGAUUGAUGCCCGACUCGCUCACUUAUUAGAACAAAGACUUGCUGCUCCACCAAAACCUCCAACUCUCACCAAAUCUGAAAAAGCAAAAGCCCGAUGGGAAGCUCUCAACUCAGCACUCAACACAGCUACUUUACGAUACCGAGAGAAGGAAAAGAAAGACAAGAACUUCAAGUUUCCUCAAUCAAUGAUGAACAACAUCUACCAGUUCAACAAUCUCCGACUUAAGCAUUCUUUGCUUGGAACCCCUUCUCCGAGCAACACAGCUUCCCUUGAAGCUGCCCAGUCAGCCCUUAACCAGCGUUCUUUGACCAAAUCUCCCCCCGAUCCAAGAAGUGGAUUGUAUCUCUCUCGUUCCAUUCGAAAGGAGGCGAAGCAUAUUCUCAACAACCAACACCUCUCAGGGGUCAAGAGAGGCAACCGGAAGACUCAUCGGUCACUACUUGACAACAUCGAACUACGAAAGGUAACUCCAAUCACGUUCCGAAACCAUGUCAUCAAUAAUCGCAGCAGCCGCAGUCGCAGCGCUGCCACUCGUUGGAUGAUCAAGCUUGGAUAUCGCCCUCAAGAAUAUCGGAAGUGCCUGUACUUUGAUGGGCAUGAACGACCAGAUGUAGUUGAGGCCAGGAAGAAGUUUAUAGAGGACUUUGACUCUUAUCGAAAACGAUCCAGGAUAUAUGGCGGAGAUGAUCUUGACGUUGCUCCUCUAGUCAGUCCUGAAGUACUAGGCGAUGACAAGGAAACAGUCUUUGUCUACCACGAUGAGUCAACAAUUCACGCCAAAGAGAAGCCGAAAUCGACAUGGUUGCUCCCUGGUAGCAGUGAAAUUCGGUCUAAGAAUGCUGGGCGACUGAUUCACAUCUCCGACUUCAUCCUGGAGACCACAGGAAGAUUAACAAUAUCCAAUGAACAGCAAAAAGAAAGACAAAUUGAAUCGAAUGAUGCCGCCACUAUCAUAUACCCUGGUUCUAACGGGGAUAAAUGGUGGGAUAUGGAGCAACUCUGCCAACAGGUCUCCAAUAAAGCCAUCCCAAUCUUUGAGGCCCUCCAUCCGAAUUCGCAGGCAGUUUUUGUUUUUGACUGCUCAUCUGCACACGGUGCCUUUUCCAAAACAGCAUUGAGAGUUCAGAACAUGAAUCUCAACCCUGGUGGCAAGCAAUCUCGGCUCCGAGACUCCAUCAUUCCCUCUGACGACCCAUUAAUCCCACAACAUCUGUGUGGUCUUCCUCAAAGGUUUUGCUUUGAUCCCUCACACCCCAAUCCUAAACGAGCUGGACAACCCAAAGGCAUUCAAGUUAUCUUGGAAGAGCGCGGACUUUGGGCUCACUACACUUCUUUACGAAUCAAAGAGGGAAAACCUGCGAUGAAGCUGCACUGUGUCACCUGUAAACAAUCAAAUCUACAAAAAGAUGCUUUGAACCGCUCGGCAAAACUGAUCCAACAGGCUGAAGGGUCUGGCUACUUCUUGACUCCGGAACAAUGUAUCACAGAGCUCCUCGAUGCCGAAGGUCAACCCCCUGACAACGAAUGUGGUCAAUCAGAUCCAAAUGAAGAUAAAAGCUGUUGCUGGUCUAAAAUACUAUCCAAACAGUCCGACUUCAUGAACGAACGACCCAUGCUCCAGACAAUCAUUGAAGACGCUGGGCAUGUUUGUCUCUUCUUACCAAAGUUCCACUGCGAACUAAACCCUAUUGAGCUCUUCUGGUCGUUCAUCAAAGAAUCCUAUAGAAAACAAUCUCACACCUCGGUAUCAUUCCCUGCCGCCAAGGCUCUCUUUGAGCAACUUUCUGUGUAUCGACAAGGAUACAACGGUGCACAGUCUCAGGUGUUAAUGAAGAAGUACAGCUCGCAUCGUUGUAUCCCUCGAAGAGCUGCCAUGGACAUUGAUGUCAUCAACGCUUAA